UUCCGUGUUGCUGUUUAGUGACAGAUGAGGAAGUAAAUAUCAGUCAGAUGGAUUACUAGCACAGCGUGUGGGGACUCCUGUAUACGUCUAUAGAAGCGAGUAUGUAACGUUACCUAAAGGCCCUAAGGAUUGCAGCCAUGGCAAAUCAGUUGUUGAACCAUCUCCCCAUUAGCGAGAUGGUGAACGGGCACCCAGAAGAUAGUUUUGUUACUCUUGGCGUCAAUAGUGAAGAAGAAAUGAUGGAGCAUAUAAAGCAGCUGAUUCUGGAAAACGACAGUUUAAAAGAAACAAUGAAGAGAAUGAAUCAGGUAAUGAAGGCUCAGCUUGAAGAUCUCUAUGAACAGUUUAAGUCCAAAUUUGUGGAAGCUAAUCGGUGCUUGCUAGACAUGAGAAAUGAGAAUGAACAGCUGAGGAAUCAAAUUCAGAAUGUAAAACAGAGUAUGGAAGAGUCCACACAAGCGAUAUCUAUCGGUUCUGCUUCAGAAGAAGUAACCGAAAACCUUAAGCAGCUUAAAGUGCAGUUGCUGCGUCUUCAGGCGGAAAAGGCUGACCUGCUUGGCAUAAUAUCUGAGCUACAACUUAAACUCAGCACCUGUUCAUCUGAAGAUUCAUUUAUUGAAAUUCGGUUUGCUCAAAAAGAUACCAGUGGGGAAGUGAAGGAGAAAAAAGAAUUUUCUGGCAACACAAACCAUGAAUUCAUUGCAUGCAGCAGGAAAAAGCCUAGCUGUGAUGACAAUCAUCUGGAAUCAGAAGAAGUGACAGUGCGUAGGCUGUUACACAGUCUCCGAGAAGAAACUCAGAAAGUGGAAACACUGGAGAAAGCCUUAAAAAGUGCAAGUGCAAGUGAAAGGCUCAAACAAGUUGAAAUGAUAGACACAGAUUUGCAAACAGAAACUGAUGUGGAUCAAACAAAAAGUGACAUUUAUUUGUCAGAACAAGAAACGCAAACAGAAAUCGUUAUGGAAGAGAGGAAAAGAGACCCUGAUUUGUCAGAACAGGAAACUCAAACAGAUGUAGAUAUGGACAUCAACAAAGGAGAAAGGCAGACUGCAGAGUGUUUUUCCACUGAAGUAGAUGCACUGAAGGUCAAAGUCGAAAACCUGAAUAAAGAACUUCAUGAUACCAACGAGAGGUUAAAUGAGGCUGAACAGAUAAAGAAAAGAUUACAAGACAAUUGUAUAUUAUUAGACAAGAGACUUUCGGAAAAUCAGGUUAAUUUGAUUGAGAGACAAGAGCUCCUUCAUUCCAUAAAGACAUUAGAGCUUCAGGUGGAAAGUAUGAAGUCUGAACUCAAAAUAGAGCAAAACAAGACUGAAGCAGAAAAAAAACAAUAUUACCCCUUGCUCGAAGCAUUUGAGAAACAGAAAUAUGAAUACGAAGAGUUAAAGAAAAGAGAGUCUGAAACAGUGCCCAAAGUCAUGUUUAAUGAGUUGCUUAGAAAGCUGGAUACGUGUGAGAAAGCACUGGCAAAAAAGCAGUUACAGAUAGAUGAAUUGACGGAAAAAGUUACCAAACAAGAAGAGGAUAUUGAAACAAUGGGAGUUCUUCGUGCUCAGAUUGACGUUUACUGUUCUGAUUUUCAUGCGGAGCGAGAAGCCCGGGUAAACAUUCACCAAGAGAAAGAGCAGAUAGCAACUCAACUGGCAAUGAUGUUGGAAGAAAAUGAAAAACUCAGCAAUGAACUUCUGGAAAAACAAUCAAUAGAAGAUUUCCAGAGGCGUCACAGGAGUACAAGUUCAGGCGAAGGCAGUGAAACACCUCGCCUUGUGGAAAGAGGAGCUGAGAAUGCAGCGCAGCAAAAUCCAGUGUUCACUUGUCCUAAAUGUUCUAUGGUUGCGCCAGAUAUUGAUACACUGCAGAUUCAUAUCAUGGACUGUGUCACAUAACUAUAUAUGCAGAACUAAACUAAAGAUAGUGGCCUAUACUAAUGAUAUAUGGAGCACAUUUUAAUUGUACACUUUACUGGUUAAAAAAAAUGUGAUAGAUCCUUUGAAUACUACCAGAUUAAACCUGUAUUUAUGGUUUAUGGUACUGUUUAAUUUUUAUUUAUUUAUCACUGUAUAAUAACUAUAGGCAUUAAUUGUGCACUUUAAACCCAAAAUCAGAUACAUUUAGGCCAUAAAUUCUAGCAGAUAGUAGGUUUUCUGCAAUGCAGCAUAUCAAAUUACUGUGAUUAUUGCACACUCUUAAUAGUAUUUUUCACUCUGUAAAAUAACCAUUAUUGUUUUCCUUAAAAUUAACUGUAGUAAAAGAAAUGCAAUUUGUGCCAGUUAUAUGCACUAUAUAAACCAGAUAUAUACUUCUCUCAAUGCAUUAAAAAAUAUUAAAGGUGACCAAAAUUAUUUGUUUGUCUUUUUAAAGGAGAAUAGGUGUUAGAAUAUAACCAUAAUCUAAACAUUGCUUAAAGUUUUUUUUUAUUUGUAAUUUUAUGUAAUUAAAUGUAAAUUAAAAGCAAUUUUUACACAGGACAUACUACAAAGAAGCCUGUAUGUGCUCCCCUUAUUCAUAAUACAGACUAUGCAAUGUAAUUAAUAAUGCAACUUGUAGAUGAAUAAAUUGGUAGGUACAGCCUAUUUAAAGGAACAUAAUACCCAUAUGCUAAAUCACUUGAAAGUGAUGCAGCAUAACUGUAAAAAGCUGACAAGAAAAUAUCACCUGAACAUUUCUAUGUAAAAAAGAAGAUAUUUUACCUCAAUUUCCUCAGCUCACCAGAGUAAGUGCUCUGUAAAAAGUUAUCUUUCAGAUACUGCUCACCUGCAGGUUAAAAAAAAGAGAAAUUAACAGCAGCCAAUCAGCAUCAGCAGUGUGAUCUUGUGAGACUUCAUAGUAAACUUCCUUAAACUGAAUAGGGAAAUAACAACAUGAGUGUGCAUGAGGCAUUCUCCUUUGCAAGUCCUGGGACAGGCAUACUGAAUGGCUGCUUAAAGUCCUUUACAAUUGGGUGUGAAUACUUAGGACAUUUUGAGGUAAAAUAUCUUUCUUUUCUACAUAGAGAUGUUCAGGUGAUAUUUUCUAGUCAACUUUUUACAGCUAUGCGGCAUCACUUUCAAGUGCUUCAACAUUUGGGUAUCAUGUCCCUUUAAGUGUUUUAAACUAAGAGAGGGACAUUUGCAGUGCUGCAAGUCCGUUUGGUAUGAUUACAAUAGUGCAUUUGUAUGUCCACUAAUAUUGGUGAUAUUACAACCUAGAUUUUAUUUAGGUUUUCUGAUUAACUCCCUUGGCUGCCAGAACUGCAACUUGUUGUACAAUGCUAUUAAAUUAUAGUCGUCAUAAUAGGGCUUAAAGGGCUUUUUUUAAAGCAUAAAUAUUUUAAUGCACAAGCCAUUGAGUUGAAAUAUGUUCAAGUCACAUCAAGAUUUUAGUUUUUUCAUUACAUCCUAUGUACAAUGUAUGAUGGGCAGCUUUGUUCUCAUUUAUGUAAAUUAUGUAAGUUUUGUUGUUGGAUUAAUUCCUUGCUUUAGAUUUAUAAUAAAGCCUUAUUCUGAAAA
Bombina bombina (fire-bellied toad) is the source of this 3488-nucleotide messenger RNA. It is a transcript of the gene OPTN, whose product is annotated as optineurin. The transcript has 14 exons. The record is from RefSeq and is a predicted model, not a curated record. Bases 138 to 1886 code for a protein of 582 amino acids. NCBI's taxonomy places the organism in Eukaryota, Metazoa, Chordata, Amphibia, Anura, Bombinatoridae. Gene Ontology annotation, cellular component: nucleus; cytoplasm; Golgi apparatus. Gene Ontology annotation, molecular function: K63-linked polyubiquitin modification-dependent protein binding. Gene Ontology annotation, biological process: protein localization to Golgi apparatus; regulation of canonical NF-kappaB signal transduction; Golgi ribbon formation.